UCUCAGGAGCGCACUGCCUCCGUCAGAGCCAGAAGUCUAUCCGCAGAGCUCCGCCAUCCGAAGUUUCUCACUGCCUUUGCUUGGGAAUUUUAUCUCGGAGAUAAACAGGAGUGGGAAUAUCGUAUAAAGGAGCGUUGCUUUAGUAAGCCAGACGUUUCAAUUGUGCGUCCUUUUUGCAGUAGUAGAACAUCAGCAUUGGGAAAUGCGCCUGUCCACACGAAACCUCCACAAGUAAACGGUUCGGACGGAAACCUGGGGUUAGGUUAGCCUGCUGAGAGGAAUAGAAAACUUUUACCUCUUUAUAUGAGGCUUUGGAUUAUUUAGACGGAAAAAAGGAUCAUGGUCCGACAAACGCUGGAUACAAUUUGGGAUUUUUAAGGUCACAGAACGUUUAGAGCAGCAUCGGUAUUUUAGGAGGACUAAGCAGAACACAGUCAUUUGGAGGGAACAUAUGACAGCACGAACGGCACCCUUUAACGCACGCGGACUCUCUAACAGAAACAGAAACAUGUAUAUCUAUAUCUACGGCUUUCUGCUCUUUUUAGAUGAGCUUGUGUUGUCCAUGUCGGGCACUUCCUCUCUCUCUGAGUCUGGGCACCAAGACUCAAUGGACUGUUUAAGAGCCACCGAGAAUUGUAACCAGGACCAAAAGUGCAGCCAUCGCUUCAGGAUCAUGAGGCAGUGUCUGGCAGGCAAGGACAGGAACACCAUGUUGACCAAUAAGGAUUGCCAUGUAGCCCAGGAAGUGUUGAAGGAGAUGGCUCUGUUCGACUGCCGCUGUAAGAGGGGAAUGAAGAAAGAAAUGCAGUGUCUGCAGAGUUACUGGAGCAUCAACAAAGGCCAGACUGAAGGUGAGGACUUCUAUGAGCCAUCUCCUUACGAACCCAUGAUGCCUCACCGACAUUCAGAUGCAUUUCGCCUGGCAUCAAUCAUCUCAGGCAUACAGUCUGGUACAAGUAAAGGCCAGCCACACUGCUCAGAUCCCAGCCGCCCAUGCAACCCCUGUCUGGACGCCACCAAAGCCUGCAACCUGAAUGAAAACUGCAAGCGUCAGCGCUCCAACUACAUUUCCACCUGUACUCGUGCGCAGACACAGGGCCAGCAACCCUCACAACCUCAGUCGCAGGACAGCUGCAACAGAAAGCGCUGCCAUAAGGCCUUGCGUCUGUUCUUUGAGCGUGUUGACACACAAUACAGCUACGGGUUGCUCUUCUGCUCCUGUAAGGACCAGGCCUGCGCUGAGAGGAGGAGACAGACCAUUGUACCCUCCUGCUCCUAUCAGGACAAGACCAAACCCAACUGUCUUCAGCUGCGUAACACCUGCCGUCUGGAUGUGCACUGCAGGUCACGACUGGCUGAUUUCCACACAAACUGUCAGAUGACCCCUCACUCCAUCAGCGGCUGCCUUAACGAUGACUAUCAGGCCUGCCUUACAUCUUACACCAGACUCAUUGGUACAGAUAUGACUCCUAACUACAUGGACUCGGGUCACUCAAACUUCUCCAUCUCCCCCUGGUGUACCUGCAGAGGCAGCGGGAAUCAGGAGGAGGAGUGUGAGAAAUUUCUACAGGACUUCAGAGAAAACAACUGUCUCCGAAAUGCUAUCCAGGCCUUUGGCUAUGGGUCGUUACCCAAGCCUGAUCCUCAGCCUACUACAGGCUCAGUGAAACCUGAUCUUGAGCUCACUGCCAGCAUCCCUAAAACUACUAUGGAACUGGAGGAGCCCUGCAUCAUAUCAUCCUGUGCUAAUUUAAAUGAACUUGAUUGCUAUCCAUCAAAAGACUACAUCUGCGGAAGUGAGGUUCCUGGCAGUCCACCUAACACAAGAGUAGAGUACCCCAGAAAUUCAAGUCCAGGCACAAAAGCUCUAACUGAUGUUUUGAUUCUCGGUCUACUGUUUGCUCUUGGAAACCUCGCUAUAUAGAUCUACCUGAGCUUCAUAAGCCAGCGCAGUGAGGAAAAGGCUGAUGGAAACCCCCUCAUGAUCAUCUUCAGACCAAACUAAUGCCUCUCUCCUCUACUGCAGCUUUCUUUCUUUCUUUCAAAUAAACACCAAACAGAAAGAACACAGAGACUCAUAUUGAAAAGACUGCUGCAUCCUUGCCAUGGCCGAAAGAGAACGUUGCAUACCAAAUGAGCAAAC
Messenger RNA from Carassius carassius (crucian carp), 2143 nucleotides. RefSeq names its product GDNF family receptor alpha-2-like. The transcript is spliced from 9 exons. Gene Ontology annotation, cellular component: external side of plasma membrane; signaling receptor complex. Gene Ontology annotation, molecular function: signaling receptor activity. The record is from RefSeq and is a predicted model, not a curated record. NCBI's taxonomy places the organism in Eukaryota, Metazoa, Chordata, Actinopteri, Cypriniformes, Cyprinidae. Gene Ontology annotation, biological process: nervous system development. The coding region runs from base 452 to 1924 and encodes 490 amino acids.